AAGGAAUGUUUCUUAUUAGCAUUUCUCUUUCUACCAUAUUACAGGUAAUAAAAAAAUGAACAUGGGACCCCACCAAAAGAUGAACAUGGGCCCCAACCGAAUUAUGCGAUGUUUGAUUCGUUUCUAUGUCAGUUGGCAAUCAUAGGUUCAUAUGGCUCAGUAGAUCAGUAGGAAGCCGAUGGACCGUCUCUCGAACGCCUUCUCAGCGCUAGAGCUCGAUGCCGACGGUGAUCGUGACCAGAUCACCGCCGCCGCGGCCAAAGUCGGGGAGAGCUCUAAUGUUGCAGGUAAGAAGAAAAAAGGUGACAAUUCAAGUGACAUGGUCAAAAAGGAGAAACACAAUCAACAAAAUUUAGUGAUGCCUUCAGUUGAUUCUAUUAAUUACAAGCUGCCCCUUGUUUGGAUUGACUUGGAAAUGACAGGUUUAGAUGUUGAAGUUGAUCGAAUACUGGAGAUUGCUUGCAUAAUUACAGAUGGCAGUCUGGCUAAAUCAAUUGAAGGUCCUGAUUUAGUUAUCCAUCAAACUAAGGAGUGCCUGGAUAAAAUGGGUGAAUGGUGUCAAGAUCAUCAUGGGGCUAAUGGAUUGACAAAUAAAGUCCUCCAGAGUACAAUUAGUGAACGAGAAGCUGAAAGGCAGGUUGUAGAAUUUGUAAAGAAGAAUAUGGGAACCUACACACCACUUUUGGCUGGGAAUUCAGUUUAUAUGGAUUUUCUAUUUCUGAAGAAAUAUAUGCCUGAAUUGGCUAGUCUCUUCUCUCAUGUGCUUGUUGAUGUUAGCAGCAUCAGGGCUCUAUGCGUCCGCUGGUAUUUUAAAGAUUAUAAAAAGGCCCCCUCAAAGCAAAAGACCCAUAGGGCAAUGGAUGACAUUAGAGAAAGCAUAAUGGAGCUCAAAUACUACAGGGAGAGUAUAUUCAAAGCAAAGACCAAGAAAUGAUGCUGAUAAUUAUGCCACCUUGCAGAUUGCAGAUUCUUAUGUGGAAUGGUUCAUUUUUACAAUUACCUUCCACACCAUAUCAGCUUUUGUCCCAAAAGUUUUCAGGCUUCUGUAGUUGGCGUGUGUAAUAUUGGUUUUCUUUAAUUUUUCAUCAUUAUAGAUUUCACACAAUCGGUCGGCUUUGUAACAAUGGAUCUAGUUUUGGCAGUGUGGGGGGUGUGUUAUACUCCAUUAUAAACACUCUUAAAAUCAAA
Messenger RNA from Malania oleifera, 1188 nucleotides. RefSeq names its product oligoribonuclease. The coding region runs from base 179 to 934 and encodes 251 amino acids. The transcript is spliced from 8 exons. NCBI's taxonomy places the organism in Eukaryota, Viridiplantae, Streptophyta, Magnoliopsida, Santalales, Ximeniaceae. Gene Ontology annotation, cellular component: mitochondrion. Gene Ontology annotation, molecular function: 3'-5'-RNA exonuclease activity; nucleic acid binding. The record is from RefSeq and is a predicted model, not a curated record.